Messenger RNA from Poecile atricapillus (Black-capped chickadee), 2501 nucleotides. RefSeq names its product phosducin like 3 (gene PDCL3). Gene Ontology annotation, biological process: positive regulation of gene expression; angiogenesis; protein folding. The coding region runs from base 126 to 848 and encodes 240 amino acids. The transcript has 6 exons. Lineage: Eukaryota; Metazoa; Chordata; Aves; Passeriformes; Paridae. The record is from RefSeq and is a predicted model, not a curated record. Gene Ontology annotation, cellular component: cytoplasm.
GGUGGCGCUGCGCCCGCCCCGCCGGGAGCGCCGCCUCCUCCGGCCGCGCCGCGCACGCCGGGACCGGCCCUGCCCGGCCUUGCCCAGCGCUGCUGCCCGGGCUCGGCCCCGGCCCCGCCGGCACGAUGCAGGAUCCAAAUAAAGACACGGAGUGGAAUGACAUUCUGCGCAAGAAAGGUAUCCUUCCUCCAAAGGAAAAUCUGGAGGAGCAGGAACGGGCAAAGGAAGAGGAACAGUUUGCCAUCCUUCAGAAAUCUCUGGUGAAAACUUAUGAGGACAUGACUCUGGAAGAGCUCGAAGAGAAUGAAGAUGAAUUUAAUGAGGAGGAUGAGAGAGCUAUUGAAAUGUACAGGCAGCAAAGGUUAGCAGAAAUGAAGGCAGCUCAAAUGAAGAACAAAUUCGGAGAAGUUUUGGAGAUUUCGGGAAAAGACUAUGUUCAAGAGGUUACAAAAGCUGGAAAAGGUAUAUGGGUAAUCUUACACCUCUACAAACAAGGAAUUCCUCUCUGUGCCUUAAUAAAUCAACAUCUGAGUGGGCUUGCAAAGAAGUUCAGAGAUGUGAAAUUCAUCAAAGCAAUCUCUACCACCUGCAUUCCCAAUUACCCUGAUAAGAACCUGCCCACAAUAUUUGUGUACCUGGAGGGAGACAUCAAAGCUCAGUUUAUUGGGCCUUUGGUGUUUGGUGGCAUGAACCUGACAAGGGAUGAAUUGGAGUGGAAGAUUUCUGAGUCGGGUGCCAUCAAGACAGAUCUCGAAGAGAACCCCAGGAAGCAGAUCCAGGACCAGCUCAUGUCCUCAAUCAGAUCGUGUGUCCCAGCCAGAGGGGAGAGUGACUCAGAGGAUGACUAAUUCCUGCGACUGCCUCUGCAUUGAUGCAGUGCACUUGCAUCCAGUGUUCCCACCUCAAGCACUGGAGACGCUCCUCAAGGCCUUGCUGAGCCCCAGAAGGGUAGCCUUUCAAGACAUUCAUUCUAGAAACCUCUAGAAACUAAAAACAUUUCUGUUUUUUAAAAAGUGCAGCUUCACUUAAGAUGCUGAAAGACAUUUUGUAUAGUGAAGCCUGAGUAAAUCUUACUCAAAAGUUUUAAAAUAUAGACAUGAGUAGAAACAGGUCUCUUGUUAUUAUUUUCAUAGUAAAUUGCUACUUUUUUCAAAAAAUUGAAAUAUGAAGUGGUCUUAAGUGCACUAUUAUUAACAAAAUUAAAUUGUACAAAUCGGAUCUAAAUGGCUGUUCUUAAACAAUUACUUAUGGCACUUAAAUCUCUCAGCCCCCUGUGCUCAGUCCUCUGACAGCCUGGACUUCCCAGAGAGCUGGAGGAGGUUACCCACCAUGUGGGUGCUUCUGAAGGUGGUAUGUGGUCCUCUGCAGAGAUGUGCUGGCACCAGAGGGACAACAUGAGGCUAUAAGCUGGGAUUCCAGGCAUCUUGAGAGAGGCCUGGAGGAUGGCCAGCCUCUCCUGGGACCUUGCUGAGUCCAGAAUUCCACUUUUGAGUUAGCAGCACUAUUUUGCCUUUCACAAGAGCUGAGCUUCCUGCACCAUCUUGCCUGCUAAUUGCAGAAUAAAAUUCAAGAUGGUGGUUCUUAGGUGUGAAACUGCUGAUUUCUUCACACAGAAGUCAGGUGUUCCUACAGUAGUGCCAUUGCCAAAUGGACGGGAGGAUGAUAUUUGAGGAUCUGACAUCUUGCUAUAUUAAAGACUUUCAUUUUCCAGCUACAGUAAUAAUAACUGAAGCCAUUGAAGAGCAUAAACUUAAAUACCACCUUGAUUAUAGAUCAGCUGACACUUGAAGCUGCUUGAUUAUUUUGGGUUGGAUUUAAUGUCUGCCUACACUUUGAGUUGGUCUACACUCAGGCUAAUAAUCUCCAAGAGCUUUUGCUAAUGAGGCUGUCCCAAUGACAUUUUGUUAUAUUGCUGAUGGAUUCUGUGGGUGGAUGGUACAGAAUGCAAUACCCAAUAAGCACUAAUAUUUUCAAAAUUUUUUUUUAUCAGUUUGUAGUCACUUUGAAACAGGAUUCCUGCACUCUGAGACAAAUCAGUGUGUAGUUCAAACAACUAACUGUUCCUUCAGGUGAGGUUGUAAGAUCCUGAUGGAGAUCUUCCUCUUUGAGAUGUGAAUGAUGAUUUGAGUCUCACUUGUCUCCUUUCUUUUCUCCUAUGUGUUUUUGGCAGAAUAGCUAAAAUACUAAUCUUGUGCAAGUGAGUCAAAUGCAGCACAAUAGAAACUGAUAAAUCCUGAUUAUUAUUACAUAGCAGCACUCUUCUCAUGACAUGGGACUAUCCCAAAUGCUAUCAGAUAUGAUGCUUCACUGUGUUCACCUACAACUUCAUACAGUCUAGGAAAAAGACUUCCUCCCCAUAGAAGCCUACACUGCAUAUUUUGCUUCUUUUGCUUGUUCACAUUGAAUUGUGCUUUUGAGUGACCUCUGAUCACAUGGACUGCAUUCCUUUUGGAGGAAACUAGAGAAGCUAGGGGUGAAUAAAAAGGAGAGGUGGGACUUCA